UGAGGCAAGGAAGCACCGAUUAGAGUCUUGGAUAACUCCAUUUCUUAGACCUGUGUCCCCCUCCUUUCUCUGAAGCUGCUGAGAGAUCAGGUGGUCUUCUCUAGGUUUUCAGGGCACUGGCAUUGCCCUCCCUGCCCCCCUCCAGUGCCUGCCCCCUCUUGUUUCCUUGAUGGUAAGGAUGGAGAUGAAUCUAGUCUGUCUAGUCUAAAAUCAGAGUUUGGAAUCGGUGUGCAAGAGGAAAGUUCCCCUGAGUAUAGGUGGCUGGGCCUGGAGCCCAGGAUCACCCUCAGCCUUGGGAGGAUCAGAUCGAUGCUAGGGGUGAGGGGGCCCCCUCACCUGUCUUGUGAGAGGAGGAGGGAGUUUAAAAGGAGCUGGUUCAGGUAAGGAGAGCUGGGGAGCGGUAGAUGAUUACAGAUUGGUGUGAUGGUGCAUUCCUGUAAUCCUAGCACUUGGGAGGCUGAGGCAGAACUACAGGAAGUUUGAGGCCAGGCCUGGGCUAUAUGCUGAGAUCAAGGCCAGUCGGAACCCUGUCUCCGAAAAAGACUUCACAGUCUGGUUCCCAUUCCAUCCGUGUUUAUGCCACCCAGGGCACUGGCUAAGAAGGGCUGAACGUCUUUUCGACAAGGCAGUGGGAACACAAAUGCAAAGUUAAUAUAAUUGCAGUCAUCAGGUGAAAGAGGCACUGUUUUCCCUCCAGGCCUCCGGGGGCAGUGUAGCCGCGUCCUCCUUUCGCUAUCCCGACAGGCCUCGCGCGGGCGCGCGUCUUUAAGCGGGCGGAAGUAGGGCUGCGGGCGGAAGCGGCUCCCACGCCAGUCGCUGCCAUGCCCGGAGAUCACCGCCGCAUCCGCGGGCCAGAGGAGUCACAGCCGCCGCAGCUGUACGCAACUGACGAAGACGAGGCGCCCGCUUCCCGCGACCCGACGCGACUGCGACCCGUGUACGCGCGCGCAGGGCUGCUGAGCCAGGCCAAAGGCUCGGCCUACCUGGAGGCCGGAGGCACCAAGGUGCUGUGUGCCGUAUCGGGCCCGCGCCAGGCCGAGGGCAGCGAGCGCGGCAUUGGCCCUGCGGGAGCGGGUGGCGAGGCUCCCGCCGCGCUGCGCGGCCGCCUGGUGUGCGAGUUCCGCCGCGCGCCCUUCUCGGGCCGCCGUCGCCGCGCUCCCCCUGGCGGCGGCGAGGAGCGCGAGCUGGCGUUGGCAUUGCAAGAGGCGCUGGAGCCGGCCGUGCGCCUGGGUCGCUACCCGCGCGCGCAGCUCGAGGUGUCUGCCCUGCUGCUGGAGGACGGCGGCUCGGCGCUGGCCGCCGCGCUCACGGCCGCUGCCCUCGCCUUGGCCGACGCGGGAGUCGAGAUGUACGACCUGGUAGUGGGCUGCGGCCUGAGCCUCAUGCCGGAGCCCUCGCCCACCUGGCUGCUGGACCCCACGCGGCUCGAGGAGGAGCGCGCCGCCGCUGGCCUCACCGUGGCGCUCAUGCCCGUGCUCAAUCAGGUCGCCGGGCUUCUGGGCAGCGGCGAGGGCAGCCAGACUGAGAGCUGGGCAGAGGCCGUGCGCCUGGGCCUUGAAGGCUGCCAGCGCCUUUACCCAGUGUUGCAGCAGUGCCUGGUGCGCGCAGCCCGUCGGAGGGGUGCUGCCGCUCCACCCUGAGGCCGAAGGCUGAGCAACGAUUUAUACCGAGGACCGGGCUGCCUCUGCCCUAGAAGGACCUGCGUGGCCGACCUCUUGACGACGGCGAGCCCAGAAGUUGGAGCACAGGAGGGGAUGUGGAGAAAUGGACACAACGGACAGCGUUGGACAGCUGCCUAGAUAUGGCUUUUUACAAACUAUACCCUAUUAAAGGACCUUUGCUACUUGAGCUGGCCUCCAGUCACGACCCAUUUGAGGAAACCCGUGAAAGCAGCCUGACUCCCACGUUGGAAAGGACUUCUGUUGGACUCACUUGGAAAAUGCGAUCUGGAGCUGUUGUCUUGUAAAGGGUGGCCCACUGACUCAGGAAAACUGGGCUAUUUUCGAGAGGAUGGGAGAGGGAUUGGUACCUUCUUAAUAUCUGAGCUAAAACAAAAACCUUAUAUCUGAAAAA
Molecule: messenger RNA, 2073 nt
Organism: Cavia porcellus (domestic guinea pig)
Lineage: Eukaryota; Metazoa; Chordata; Mammalia; Rodentia; Caviidae
Gene: Exosc6
Product: exosome component 6
Exons: 1
Coding region: 822-1640 (272 amino acids)
Biological process (GO): nuclear mRNA surveillance; rRNA catabolic process; poly(A)-dependent snoRNA 3'-end processing
Cellular component (GO): cytoplasmic exosome (RNase complex); nucleolus; nuclear exosome (RNase complex)
Source: RefSeq, a predicted model, not a curated record